Molecule: messenger RNA, 1548 nt
Organism: Penicillium taxi
Lineage: Eukaryota; Fungi; Ascomycota; Eurotiomycetes; Eurotiales; Aspergillaceae
Product: putative serine peptidase
Exons: 10
Coding region: 1-1548 (515 amino acids)
Biological process (GO): proteolysis
Molecular function (GO): serine-type exopeptidase activity; dipeptidyl-peptidase activity
Source: RefSeq, a predicted model, not a curated record
AUGAUUGGUGCCUCUUUAGCCCAAGCUGCAGUUCCAAAGAGACCCCUCCCACCACCUACACAGGCCGAAUAUGCAAGCUCUGCACUGAAUAGUGCAAAUUAUGGCGAGGAGACAUUUGAGCAACUUCUCGAUCACAAGAAUCCAAGUCUUGGAACUUUUUCUCAACGUUAUUGGUACAAUUCUGAAUGGUGGGAAGGAGAGGGUUCACCGGUUGUUCUCUUCACUCCUGGAGAGUCAGCAGCUACAGGAUAUACGGGUUAUCUUGAGAACCGCACGCUUACUGGUCUCUACGCCCAGGAAAUCAAGGGCGCAGUGAUAUUGCUAGAGCACCGUUACUGGGGAGAAUCCUCUCCGUAUACUGAGCUAACUGCAGAGACUUUGCAAUAUCUGACCUUGGAAAAUUCUAUACAAGAUCUUACAUACUUUGCCAAGAACGUUGUACUUCCAUUCGAUACAAACAGCAGCAGCAAUGCUCAAAAUGCGCCUUGGGUUCUGAGUGGAGGAUCUUAUAGUGGCGCCUUGUCAGCCUGGACCUUUGCGACAUCGCCAGGUGUAUUCUGGGCUUACCACGCAUCCAGCGCUCCCGUUGAAGCUAUCGAUGACUAUUGGCAAUAUUUCGUCCCUGUCCAGGAAGGAAUGCCGAAGAAUUGUAGCACCGAUCUCUCCCGUGUGGUAGAUUACAUCGACAAAAUCAACGCUGAAGGCAACGAGAAGAAGAUCCAGGCUUUGAAAGAUCUCUUUGGUCUCGGUGAUCUGGAACACUUCGAUGACUUUGCUAGUGCUUUGGAGAAUGGACCCUGGCUUUGGCAGAGCAAUAGCUUUUACUCCGGCUAUUCGAGUUUCUUUGAAUUUUGUGACUAUAUUGAGAACGUCCAAGCUGGUGCAAGCGUUACUCCCGGUGCAGAGGGUGUCGGUCUUCGAAAGGCACUCCAAGGGUAUGCGAAGUGGUUCACAGAAGUCUACUUCCCUGGAUCAUGCACCGGGUAUGGCUAUUGGACCUCUGAUAACACCACUGCAUGCUAUGAUACCUACAACGCCACCAGUCCUUUAUUUACAGAUAAUUCUGUAGACAACAGUAUCGACAAACAGUGGCAGUGGUUCCUUUGUAAUGAGCCAUUCUUCUACUGGCAGGAUGGUGCGCCAUCUGGUGUCCAGUCUAUUGUUUCUCGUACUGUGAAUGCUGCAUACUGGCAGCGACAAUGUCCUCUCUUUUUCCCCGAAGUGAACGGCUUCACAUAUGCUAGUGCAAAGGGUAAAACAGCAUCCGAAGUCAACGCAUGGACAAAGGGAUGGUCCCUUACUAAUACAACUCGACUGACUUGGACAAAUGGGCAGUUCGAUCCCUGGAGAACGUCCGGAGUCUCUUCUGGCUUCCGUUCUGGAGGCGCACUGCAGUCGAAGCCUUCGGCACCGGUUCAUGUCAUCCCAGGUGCUUUCCAUUGCUCUGAUCUCAUACUGAAGAAUGGCCAGGCAAAUGAAGGUGCACAGAAGGUAAUCGAUGCUGAAGUUGCCCAGAUCAAGACUUGGGUAGCGGAGUAUUACAAGUGA